AUGAAUGAAUCAACUGAUUUGGCUGUUUGUGUUGAAAAUGCAUGGAAAAAAUACGGUCAUUGGUGGAAAUCAAUAACAGUUUUACAUGGUGUAAAUGUUAAUGUUCCAACAGGGAUCAUAUAUGGUCUGUUAGGUCCAUCAGGAUGUGGAAAAACAACUCUUCUGCGAUGUAUUGUUGGACGUUUAGAAUUAAAUCAAGGUGAAAUAAUUGUUUUUGGUAAACGACCUGGUACACAUGGACAUGAAAUUCCUGGUCGAGCUGUUGGCUAUAUGCCACAAGAAACAGCACUUUAUAGAAAUUUUUCAAUAUCAGAAAUGCUUCACUAUUUCGGUCGUCUUCAUAACAUGAAACGAAGAGAAAUUCUAUCUCGAGAAGAAUUUCUUAUUUCAUUUCUUGAUUUACCUUCGAAAACAAAGCCAGUUUUACAAUUAAGUGGUGGUCAACAACGUCGUGUCUCAUUAGCAUGUGCUCUUCUUCAACAACCUCAACUAUUAAUACUUGAUGAACCAACUGUUGGAGUUGAUCCUUUACUUCGAGAAAAAAUUUGGAGCCAUCUUAUAUAUUUAUCACAGACAAGUAAAACAACAAUAAUGAUAACAACUCAUUAUAUUGAAGAAGCAAGAAAAGCUAAUCGAAUUGGACUUAUGCGAAGUGGAAGAAUAUUAGCUGAAGAUGAACCAAACCAUGUCUUAAAUCAAUAUAAUGAAAUUAGUUUAGAAAAUAUUUUUCUUCAAUUAUGUUAUGAAGAUCAAAAUCGUAUUCAACAACAAACUACAACGAAUAAUAACAAUGGUGAUCAGGAUAUCGACGCAUCCAAUAAUAUUGACGAUCAAAAUUUAGAAUCAACUUAUAUUGCUGAUACAGCUGUUGAAAGUCUUCUGAUAACAGUUAAUAGAAAAGAAACCGCAAGAAAAAAUUUUAUGGAUUAUGUUAAAUUUCCUCAUAUACAUAAAAUUUAUGCAUUAAUAAUGAAAGAUUUAACACUGAUUAAACGAAAUAUUAGGUAA
Molecule: messenger RNA, 1008 nt
Organism: Rotaria sp. Silwood1
Lineage: Eukaryota; Metazoa; Rotifera; Eurotatoria; Philodinida; Philodinidae
Source: the annotation of a GenBank genome assembly